AUGAGCAAUACUAACGAUAGUACCACUCCCAAGAGUAACGAUAACACCGUCCCCAAGAAUAAUGAUAGCAUCAUCCCCAAGAGCAAUGACAAUAACACCUUCCAAACUAUGGAUAUUUCUUUCAAUGUCUCUAGAAUCAUCACUCAAACACCAUCUAAUCCAAGAUCUAGCAAAAGGACACCUAAUCCCAGUCGUCAACACAGAAAUAAAAGAGACAGCUUUAAUGAUCUGGAUUAUGAUCCGGAAGAAAAAAUUUUUAAAGAAAAUCCCUUUCAUUUCGUUACUCCAGAAUAUGCACAAAAAUGUAUAGAUAAUGAUUAA
Molecule: messenger RNA, 321 nt
Organism: Ambispora leptoticha
Lineage: Eukaryota; Fungi; Glomeromycota; Glomeromycetes; Archaeosporales; Ambisporaceae
Source: the annotation of a GenBank genome assembly